AUGGAUUGCUCCAUUGCGAGACAAUCCCGAUUUCCAUUUUUCUUCCCUAUCUGGUCUUCGUCGUCUAAACGGUCGCAGCCAGAAUCCGCCGUUUCGGCGUCAACGCAGACUCAGACGCCCACAGUACAGACAGUUCCCAAGAUGGGUAUUACCUCGACAUUGCAGAGACGCUCGACGGAGCGCGAGCGCUCGAGUCGUGACGCUGCUAGAAAGGAUGUCACCGAUGGCAUGGAGCGACUCGUUGGUCUGGACAAUGUGAAAAGACAGUUGAAUGGUGUGCAGAGCUACGUGCAGAUCUGUCGCCGGCAUGGUCGCGACCCACGCAGCGAGUGGUACAAUAUCGCAAUGCAGGGUAACCCAGGCACAGGCAAGAGCAUCGUCGCUCGGAUCUACGCCAAGAUGCUCUAUUCCAUCGGUAUCACCGACGCUGAGACUGUGAAGGAAACCUCGGGCUCGGAGCUGGCCUCCAAGGGCUCCGAGGGAACUCAGCGUCUCAUCCAGGAUAUUGUCGACGCCGCCCCUUCUACUCAAACUGCAGGUGUGAUGAUUGUCGACAACCCGCAAACGCUCGACAACUCGACCGACAGUGCCUCUGCUGAGCAGACCCUCUCUUGUAUGGUUGAGGCUAUGGAGCGCCCGACGAACCGUAUCGUCGUUGUCUUCACCGGCUACCCUGAACACAUUGCAGCCUUCCUGCGCGAUCACCCUCGCAUCCAGCGUCUGACCUGCAGCACGCUAAAUUUUGCCGACUUCGAACGGCACGAUCUCUUGCAGCUGCUGGGUCGUCGCAUUACGGGUGAAUACCAGGGUCGCAUGCAGGUCGAAGGUGGUCUCGAAGGCCCUUAUAUGCAGGUUGCUGCGCGUCGGCUGGCUCGAGGACGCGGCAAGAAGGGCUUCACCAACGCCCACGCUGUUCGCGACCUCGUCGCCCAUGUCGCUCGCCGUCAGGCUCAGUAUCUGACUGACCAGACGGACGGCAUGGACGAGGUCGACUACUUUUUCUUUUCCCGGCAGGAUCUCCUGGGUCCUAGUCCUGCGGAUAUCCGAAUGCAGAGUGAGGCCUGGCAGCAACUGCAGGGUCUUGUCGGACAGGAGGCUGUCAAGGCCUCCGUCCGAGAAGUGUUUGACACUCUAGAGGAAAACUACACGCGGGAGCUGCGCAAUCAGCGACGACUCCCCGUGCGGUUGAAUCGCGUCUUCACCGGUCCACAGGGCACUGGAAAGUCCACGGCCGCGAAACUCUACAUGCAGGUGUUGGCUGAUCUGGGACUCCUGAACGACGGAGAAGGUAUUCUCUCCGCCUUUGGGUUCCAUGAAAACAAGCUGACGACCACAGCACCGGUCAAAUCUCUCUUCGCUCUCGACAACACCCCCUCCGACACCCUCAUCAUUGAGGUCGAUAGCCUUGACGGCACCACCGUCGCCAUCCCUCCUCGUUACCCCCAGGAUGUGCUGGACACCCUGACGACCGAGUUGACCAAGCCCCGAGUUUGCACCGUCCUCAUCGGUUCCACCUCCGCCGUCGAGUCGCUCCUCUCGCAACUCAGCAAAUCCACGGUAGGCAAAUUCGAAGGCCAAGUCGUACAAUUCAACCGUCUUACCCGCGAGCAAAUGGAGCAGCUAUUCCAGUCUAAGGUUGAAGAUAACGAUAUUGACUCAACCCCUGAGGCCUUCCAGGCGGCCAUGGAUAUUCUCGACAACGCGCGUAUGCGCCGCGACUUUGACAAUGCGCGCGCCAUCGAGAGACUUGUCGCGGUCGCAAAUCAUAACUUUGAGGACCGACGCGCUAGAUCUUCCGAGCCAGUCGAGCGGGUCCUCCAAGCCGAGGACUUCCAGCCCGAUCUGGUUGGCGGACACACCACGUUGGCGUUCCGCGAUGAGUUGCGGUAUUCCAUCGUCCCGGAUGAUAUCAUCUCUGUUUUGAAGAGAUAUCAUAACGAGAUGAAGGCCGCGUGGAUGCAGGGUGUUGAGCCCAGCGCGCGAAUUCCGUACGCCUUGGUGUUCAAGGGUGCACCUGGUACCGGCAAACGAACGGUCGCCCAGCACCUUGCCAUCCUCUACUACAAGAUGGGCGUUCUCGAAACCAGCGACCUCGUGGAAUGCUCCAUCAGCGAUCUGGUCCACUUUGUUGGUCAAUCGCCCCGAGCGCGAUCCCAGCUCGACCUCAGUCGUGGCAAGGUUCUCUUCAUCGAAGACGCCCACCGACUCGGCGACAGCGAAACCACCCUCCGGGCUAUGGAUGAGCUAGUCUAUAUGCUCCCCAAGCACGCAGGACAGACGGUCGUCAUUCUCGCUGGCCCAGCCGCCGAAAUGGAUCAUUUGCUGGCCAACCGUCCUCGACUCGCCAGCCUCUUCCAGGAAGAAAUCGCCUUUCGAAACCCGACGCCCCGCGAGUGCCUUCGUCUACUAGACAGAAAGCUCGAUGAGCAGGGCGUCCGAGGCCCGAGAACGUUCUUGACGGACCCGAAGGACCCUACUCAUCGGGAGUUCACUCGCGCUGUCCAGAUCCUAUCGAUGUUCCCUUGUUGGAGCAAUGAACGGGAUAUGGACGUGCUGGUGCGAUGGAUGGUCUCGGCCUGUAUCAAGGAUGUGCCCCUUGAGAAUUCCAACGAGAAGAGCAGUAGCAAUGCAGCCUCGGUCAAGUUGGUCUUGGCAGAUGAGCAAGCCAUGUCUUGCAUGAUCAGAUUGUUCAAUCUGAAGAGAGACCGGUUGCGAUUCAACCAGGAUCCUAAGGCGAGAACCUUGCCUCGAAUCCUCUCCCAGCCUAGAAGCACGGAGAGAGGUGGUGUCAGGUUCCCUGUCUAA
Messenger RNA from Aspergillus affinis, 2805 nucleotides. RefSeq names its product protein GbpA (gene GbpA). The record is from RefSeq and is a predicted model, not a curated record. Lineage: Eukaryota; Fungi; Ascomycota; Eurotiomycetes; Eurotiales; Aspergillaceae. The transcript is spliced from 3 exons. Bases 1 to 2805 code for a protein of 934 amino acids. Gene Ontology annotation, molecular function: ATP binding; ATP hydrolysis activity.